AUGGAUGGAGGUAAUCAGUCCUUCAUAUCAGAAUUUGUGCUUUGGGGACUUACCCAAUCACAGAAUCUUCAGGUUUUACUCUUUGUGAUAUUUUUGAUACUUUAUCUGCUCAUUGUGCUGGGAAAUAUUACCAUCAUGAUCUUAAUAACCACUGAUCACCAUCUCCACUCUCCCAUGUACUUCUUACUGGCCAACCUGUCCUUUGUUGAUAUAUGGCUUUCCUCAGUCACCACACCUAAAAUGAUCACAGACUUUCUCAGGAAGCACAAAACCAUUUCCUUUGCAGGCUGCAUGUCCCAGGUCUUCUUUGCCCAUUGCAUUGCUGCAGGAGAGAUGAUACUGUUGCUGGUAAUGGCUUAUGACCGCUAUGUGGCCAUCUGCAAACCACUCCACUACUUCACCAUUAUGAACCUGAAAAGAUGCACUAAGUUGGUGUUGACUUCCUGGACCAUUGGCUUUGUGCAUGCCAUGAGUCAGCUUGUGGCAGUUCUACAGUUGCCUCUCUGUGGUUCCUUGGAAAUUGACAGCUUCUUCUGUGACAUGCCACUCGUAAUCAAGUUAUCCUGCACAGAUUCCCAUAAUUUGGAUAUUUUAAUGAAUGCUGAUUGUGGGGUUGUGGUUGUAACCUGCUUCAUUCUGUUGCUCAUUUCCUACACAUAUAUCCUUAUCACUGUUCGCCAGAGCUCUAAAGCUGGUGCAUCUAAGGCCCUGUCUACAUGCACUGCCCACAUCACAGUGGUGAUGCUCCUUUUUUUGCCCUGCAUCUUUAUCUAUGUGUGGCCCCUCAGUAUCACCUGGUUGGACAAAUUUCUUGCUGUGUUUUACUCUGUUGUUACACCUCUCCUAAAUCCAGCCAUUUAUACACUAAGAAACAAAGAAAUAAAAAAUGCUCUGAAGAGAUUAAAAAACUAUUUCAAGAAUCACAAGGUAAAUACUUAA
Messenger RNA from Peromyscus californicus insignis, 939 nucleotides. Its product is annotated as olfactory receptor 4K3-like. NCBI's taxonomy places the organism in Eukaryota, Metazoa, Chordata, Mammalia, Rodentia, Cricetidae. The transcript has a single exon. Gene Ontology annotation, biological process: G protein-coupled receptor signaling pathway. Gene Ontology annotation, cellular component: membrane. The record is from RefSeq and is a predicted model, not a curated record. Bases 1 to 939 code for a protein of 312 amino acids. Gene Ontology annotation, molecular function: olfactory receptor activity; G protein-coupled receptor activity.